CGCGGUUUGCACUUCACGUCGAACACCUCCUCGCCACCGAGCGACCACAACACAUUCAUGUCAAUUUCCAGCAUAGAGUAUCCACGCCGGACAACAUGAGAGCAAAAUGGGUACAAGAAUGGUUCCAAUACCAAGGGAUAGGGUGAUCCUGCACUUCGAUUACGAUUGCUUCUACGCCUCUGUCUUCGAAUCGGAAGAUCCGAGUCUACGAUCACUCCCUUUCGCCGUCCAGCAAAAGCAAAUAUGCGUAACUGCUAAUUAUGUGGCCCGAAGCAGAGGAAUCUACAAGCUACAGCUGGUCAAAGAUGCAAAGCGUAUGUGCCCAGACCUGAUCAUCAAACUAGGUGAAGACAUCAGCAAAUUUCGCGACGCCUCCAAGGAACUCUACUCGUUCAUCAAGAGCUUCAGCUGGAAUAACAAAGUGGAAAGGCUCGGCUUCGAUGAGGUCUGGUUAGAUGUCUCCGAUAUCGUUGACUACAAUCAAGAGAUCCUGAACAAGCACGACUUGGAGCAUUCAUUUUUCCAGACGUCUAAGGAUGAUCCUACAAUCGGUUUUCCAUUCGAUGCAACCAAGAUUGCUGGCCACUCAUACCCGAAGGACUAUGCCUCUCCCUCCAAUGAGCCCGACGAGCUGACCUUACGCCUUCGUCUCGGGAGUCAUCUUGCUUUGCAUAUCCGUCAUGAGCUCGAGAACCAAAAAGGCUACACCAGCACAGUCGGCAUUUCCACAUCAAAACUGCUUUCGAAGCUCGUCGGAAACCUGAACAAACCCAAAGGUCAAACGACCCUCAUGCCGCCAUAUUUAACACAAGAUGGCGAAAGUGGCAACGUCACAACCUUCAUCGACAACCACGACAUUGGUAAGAUCCCUGGAAUCGGCUUCAAACUAUCCCAAAAGCUCCGCGAAUUCUGCUUGCAGCGUCCAGCCGCCAUCGAUGAGGGACUCGUCUACGGCGAAACCAAAGAGCGCGUGACAGUAGCAGAUGUUCGCAAACAUCCCGACGUCAGUCCUGAAAUGCUAGAAAAGCUCUUAUCUGGACCAGGAUCCGCGCAUGGUAUUGGUCAGAAGAUUUACGAUCUACUGCAUGGACGUGACGAGACAGAAGUCAGCUCAGCACGAGCUGUACCGAGACAAAUUUCCAUCGAAGAUAGCUAUAUUCGUCUCGAUACGAUGCCGGAAUUACUCAAAGAACUUGACGCUCUGGCACGAAGUCUGCUGAACAGGAUGCGAAUUGACCUACUUGCAUCUGACGACGAUUUCGACGACAACAAACCAGGACAGGCAGAAGAGGACGUUGAGAACGUAUCUGCCAAGCCGAUUUCCACAGCUGGAAAGAAAUGGCUCGCACAUCCAAAGACUCUUCGCCUAACAACUCGACCUCGAAUGCCGCUGCAAUCAGACGGUACCAGAAUACGCUCAUUCAAACGCAUCUCGCACUCCGCGCCAUUACCCAAUUUUGUCUUCAAUCUCAAUGGAUCAGUCGAUGCACUGGCGGAGAAGUUGGUCAAAGAGACUCUCAUCAGCAUGUUUCGCAAACUCCACCCAGAGAAGGCAGGAUGGAACUUGAGCUUAGUGAACUUGGCUGUCACCAAUAUGGCAGAGACAGCAGGAGACAGCAAAACCGCGAAUGGACGCGAUAUCGGCGGCAUGUUCAAGCGACAGGAUGAAGUGUUGAAGGAUUUUCGAGUGACGGAUAUCAGCAACUCGCCGCCCAAGGCGGGCCUCUUAAUACAUCAGGAGAAUAUGUUCAAGGAGGAGGAGAAGGACGCAUCAUUGGGCACAGAAAAUGAAGCGUCGAAAACUGGGGAUCAUGCGUACGAGGCUCAGCAGACCUUGUUCGAUGACGACGACGAUGAAGAAGAAGAAGCUGGCUGGGUGGAAGACGAACGAGAUGAGAUGGACGAACUUUGUGGGGAAUGUGGCAUACGAUUGCCUACGUUUGCGAUGGGUGCUCACCUGCGAUUUCACCAACAGGCUACUGUAUCCAGCUGA
Cercospora beticola is the source of this 1993-nucleotide messenger RNA. RefSeq lists its product as uncharacterized. Gene Ontology annotation, molecular function: damaged DNA binding; DNA-directed DNA polymerase activity. The record is from RefSeq and is a predicted model, not a curated record. NCBI's taxonomy places the organism in Eukaryota, Fungi, Ascomycota, Dothideomycetes, Mycosphaerellales, Mycosphaerellaceae. Gene Ontology annotation, biological process: translesion synthesis.